AUGGGUGUGGUGCUGGCGUGGUCGUCGCCGGCGGUGCCCAAACUCCCCCACCUGACGGCCGCCGAGGCGUCGUGGGUGGGGUCUCUGCCGUCGCUGGCGGCGGCGCUGGGUCCCUGGCUGGGCGGAUGGGCGGCGGACCGCAUUGGGCGGCGCACCACGGCGCUCCUGGGGGCGCUGCCAAUCGCCGCCAGCUGGGUCGCGCUCAUGUUCGUCGAGCACGCGCCCACCUGGCUCUGCAUCGUGCGCUUCGUCUCGGGGCUCGGCAUCGGCCUCAUCAUGCCUGCGCUCGGCAUGUACGGCGCCGAGAUCUUCCAGGCCAACAUCAGGGGCGCUCUGUCGAUGGUACAGCAGCCGUCGAUAACGACGGGCUUCAUGCUCGACUACUGCAUCGGCCCUUUCGUGUCGUACACUGCGCUAGCGGCCAUAGGGCUGGCCGUGCCUCUCCUGUUUCUGGUGACCUUCUUCUGGGUGCCAGAAUCACCGUACUACCUGCUGGCCAAGGGCAGGGAUGAAGACGCCGCGGAAUCUCUCCGGAGUGUAUAUCACGACCAAGCAUGGCAAGCAAGCCAGGAAAAUAUCCGCUCAAACUGCUCAUCAAAUAAAGCUGUGGAGGACUCCAAGGUGAACGAGGCGUCGGUGUUGGACCUGUUCCGGUCCCGCAGGUGUCGCCGCGCGCUGGCCAGCUCUCUGGGGGUGCUGUGCGCCGAGCAGCUGGCCGGCAUCAACGCGGUGCUCUUCUACACGCAGAGCAUCUUCGACGCCGCGGGCGGCGACGUGGACAGCCGGGUGGCGCCCAUCAUCGUCAACGGCGCCAUGCUGCUCGAGUCGUGCGUCACGCCCUUCCUGGUGGACCGCCUGGGCCGCAGGCCGCUGCUCAUCUUCUCCUCCACCGGCAUGUCCGUCGCCCUGACUGUUCUGGCUGUGUAUUUCUACCUGAGUGACACAGGCAAAAGCGUCAAGAACAUCGGCUGGCUCCCACUCACUGCCCUCGUCUUCUACAUCGUCACCUACACCGCAGGUUUGUUCUUCUACCUCUGA
Molecule: messenger RNA, 1038 nt
Organism: Schistocerca nitens (vagrant locust)
Lineage: Eukaryota; Metazoa; Arthropoda; Insecta; Orthoptera; Acrididae
Product: facilitated trehalose transporter Tret1-like
Exons: 5
Coding region: 1-1038 (345 amino acids)
Biological process (GO): transmembrane transport
Cellular component (GO): membrane
Molecular function (GO): transmembrane transporter activity
Source: RefSeq, a predicted model, not a curated record